ACCUCAUAUCCAGAAUCCGAAAAGGAACAGGAGCGGAUUUUGCUGAAACUAAACUCUAGCUCUAAAAGGGAAGUCUUUCAGAAUUCAGCGUAAUCAUGAAUAUAUCCCUGAUGGGUCAUGGCUGUGCCUGUAUCCUCAGACGGCAAGCUGCAGAUGUAGUUCGAAGGUCAGCUCGGUGUGUUGCUCUUCAGCAAGCAAUGAUGACAGGACAAAGAACAGCUCAAUGUAGAAACAUGUCAAUCUGGUACUUGGCAAAGAAGAGAAUACAGCGUGCAUGGUCUGAACAAGUGAAAAUACAGUCAUUUGACACCAUAAAAAAGUUUGGACGUGAGGUUGGUGUUAGCCAUAUGCUGGUCAAGAUGGGGGCAAGAGUCCAGUUUACAAAUGGAAAGUGGUACGCCAAGCAAGACAUUAGACAAGGAUCACUACCACUUGAUGAAUUGAAUGGUCAGUUUGUGAUAGCCAUUGAUGCCACGGACACUGACCUGGACCAAUUUAGCAUGGCAGAUGUUGUAAAAUUAUCUGAAGUGAAAUAUCUAAGUCUUGAAGGAUGUGGUCUAGUAGAUGAUCACUGCCUUGCUAGCCUUGUGCAUCUAAGAGAUACUCUCACACAUCUCAAUAUUAAUAAAUGUGAGCAAGUUACUGAGAAUGGUGUAGCAACACUCCACAAACUAAGGAAUCUGGAGAGGUUAAAUAUGAACGACAUGCCACUGGUCAAGUUUGCUCCUCUGGUUGCCGUGAUGCUGGAAGAUGUGUUGCCACAGUGUCGCAUCAGCCUCGUGACCAAGCAAGUGGAAACCUAUGUAGAAGAAGCCAGGAAAGGAGGUGAGAUCAUCGAAGAGCAUAGAAGACAAGCUGGCCUUGACAAGACUUCACAAGAUGAUCUUAGAGAUUUGAGGAUUAGGAUUAAGGAAGGAGAUCAUGAUGCCAAAGAUAGUCCAAUGCGACAGACAUCUCACAAACGAGACGAAAAAACAUCAUCUAAGAGGUGAUGUCUGUGCAAUCAUGUUUCAUGCCCAGCGCACACUACACGAUCCUGCUGCAAUCCAACUUUAGAAGAAAUGGCGAUUACAUGUAUAUUAGAUAUCGAAAUCUGUCCAUCAUCAUCUUCCUGAUUUAGGUUCUGAAUGAUAAGCAUACUAACAACCAGAAUUUUAGUGCAUUUAAAGAUAAAGUUGAGUUCUGGUCAUGUGAUUGCGUUUGCAAGAAACGUUGUGGAAUCGAUCAGAAA
Strongylocentrotus purpuratus (purple sea urchin) is the source of this 1231-nucleotide messenger RNA. RefSeq names its product distal membrane-arm assembly complex protein 2. The coding region runs from base 96 to 992 and encodes 298 amino acids. Lineage: Eukaryota; Metazoa; Echinodermata; Echinoidea; Camarodonta; Strongylocentrotidae. The transcript has 5 exons. The record is from RefSeq and is a predicted model, not a curated record.